AUGAAGCUCAUCCCAAUCUUCACUACCUUGGCCUUUGCAGGUGCUACCAGCGCCGCCACAUGCGCCCCAGGGCUGAAUUAUUGUGCCGAUACUCUCACACGACUUGGUAAUAUCCCAUUCCAUAAGCCCUCCCUGGUGGUCAAAAAUACUCAUUCUCGUUACUUUGUAGACCGCAACAACGAUGAUGCUAUGCGCCAGGCCCUCAUAGCGUACUGGAACUCCUGGAGUGCAAACUACUCAUGUACAUGGGACAAUUUUGUCUUUCAUUGCGACAGCGACCAUUCAAUCACAGUUGCUAAACGGUGCGCUUAUUACUAG
Messenger RNA from Aspergillus vadensis CBS 113365, 318 nucleotides. RefSeq lists its product as uncharacterized. The record is from RefSeq and is a predicted model, not a curated record. Bases 1 to 318 code for a protein of 105 amino acids. The transcript has a single exon. Lineage: Eukaryota; Fungi; Ascomycota; Eurotiomycetes; Eurotiales; Aspergillaceae.